Liolophura sinensis is the source of this 13902-nucleotide messenger RNA. Its product is annotated as low-density lipoprotein receptor-related protein 2-like. Gene Ontology annotation, cellular component: plasma membrane; apical plasma membrane; signaling receptor complex. NCBI's taxonomy places the organism in Eukaryota, Metazoa, Mollusca, Polyplacophora, Chitonida, Chitonidae. The record is from RefSeq and is a predicted model, not a curated record. Bases 1 to 13602 code for a protein of 4533 amino acids. Gene Ontology annotation, biological process: receptor-mediated endocytosis. Gene Ontology annotation, molecular function: calcium ion binding; protein binding; hormone binding. The transcript has 84 exons.
AUGGCUAGCAGUGACAAGCGUUACCGCAUCAUCCUCGGCCUUUUGGGACUUAUCACUGUUGUGACACUUUCUACCCUAUGCUCAUCUGCAUCGGCCAAGCAAGGCAUUGAACCCGUCUGGGAAUCAGGCAUUGAACCAGUCUGUGAGCCAGACAAUGCACCAGUCUAUGAACCAGCCAAUGAACCAAUCUGUGAAUCAGGAAAUGAACCAUUUUGUCAGUUAGUCGGUGAAGCAAGCAAUGAACCAAGUUCCCUCCCUUGGUUGAAAAUCGGUUUGGAGUUACCCUUCUUGUUGGUGGUGAAAACGGAAGGUGAAGUUGAAAGCUGCAGCCCGUGCGAUCAGUUCCAGUUCCAGUGCACAGACUGCCGCUGUAUUCCCGAGGGUUGGCGCUGUGACCAUGAGCAUGACUGUGUGGACGGAUCUGACGAACCCACCAACUGCACGGGUUCGUCUUGUUCUGCGUACCAGUUCCGCUGUACCAAUGAGUUCUGUAUCUCACAGAACUGGGUCUGUGACGGGACAGAUGACUGUGGGGAUGGAUCUGAUGAACUUGGCUGUGGGUCGUACAGCUGUAAACCCCAUGAGUGGGCGUGUCCGGGGAUAGGAGACUGUAUCCCCAUAAACAAGGUGUGUGACAGCACCCCGGACUGCAGCAAUGGCCGCGACGAGGGCACAAGCUGCAGUAGUUCAUAUUGCGGGGCUUUGUCAUGUGACUAUCGGUGUCAGCAAACCCCGACGGGAGGAAUCUGCUACUGUGAAGCAGGGUACGCUGUUGACAUGGCGGACAACAGGACUUGUGUGGAUUAUGACGAAUGUGCUGACUGGGGUUACUGUGACCAGCUGUGUGAGAACUCAGUGGGCGGGUACACCUGCUCUUGUUACGAUGGCUACAGUCUCUAUAACAACCGAACCUGCCGUGCCCCAUCAAGUGACACUAUGAGGCUGGUGGUGGCAAAUAGCAGUCGGAUUUUCACCAUGAAUAAGUUAGGAGAGGAUAUUCAGCCAAAAGUCACGGCCGAUCAUCUGAUGGAUUUCUCAGUGCAUUAUGGGAAGGGAACCGUAUAUUGGACAGAGCGUUCACUGAAACAGGUAUUUGAAGCAAAUUUGAGUGAUGGGCAAAAUGUGAGAAGUUUAGGUCUGAAGUCGAUUGCCGAGCCCGUUGGGAUUUCGGUAGACUGGAUCGGGAAUAACGUUUACGUGGUUGACAAAACUGGACGCCGCAUUGAUGUGGUUUCCAUAGAUACGGGUCACCAGAGGGGUGUGGUUACGGAUGGAUUGAUUAACCCCUCAGCAGUGGUCGUGGAGCCAGCCUCUGGGUACAUGUUUUACUCUGACCUUGGUCGUAACCUUGGCAGAGCGGACAGCAUUCCCCCGAAGAUUGAACGAGCAUUCAUGGACGGAACCCACAGACUGAAGCUCUCCCUGCCCAAAAUCUACGGACCCACCGGACUCACUGUGGAUGCUGUUAACCGACGGAUUUACUGGACAGAUUCCAAGUUGGACCACCUGGAAUCCAUGGACUAUGAUGGGAGAUUCAGGAAGAUAAUUAUUUCGGGUGGCCUGACCAUUCCCUCACCUACGGGUGUGGCAGUCUUCGAGGACAAUGUCUACUGGACGGACCAGACCAAAAUGGGCAUUGUCAGCGUAAACAAGUUUGAGGGGCUAGAGUCCGUGAGACAGGUGUAUCAAAUAUCUGGAUUUAAACCACAAGCGGUGGAGAUUUACCAUCCGGCUUUACAACCUGCCCAAUUCUCAGCUCACAAUCCUUGUGUCCAGGCUGGUUGUCAUCAUCUGUGUGUCGUUACUCAUGUACCUGAGCUGGACAAUGUCGGAUAUCGGUGUAUGUGUGACACUGGUUACGAACUGGAUACUAACAGCAAAAAUUGCACAAAGAUAUCCCGAUUCUUGCUGUUUGUGGCAAAGGACAACAUUCGUGGAAUUCCGUCGUCUCCAAACGUGAAGGAAGGAGAUGCCAUGGUGCCCGUCGUGGGAACAAAUGUUGAUUUCGUGGCUGCGGAUUACCACGCCGAAGAAGAAAUGAUUUACUUCUCAGAUGUGCGCUCUAAAACCAUUUAUCGCACGAAAAUUGAUGGCAGCACAGAUGAAGAAAUGGUUGUUCCAAAUGCUGCAUCUGUUGAGGGAAUUGCUGUGGAUUGGAUUUCCAACAUUAUGUAUUACACACAGAAUCUUCAGCAGGGUCAGCUGACUGCACUCAGCCUGACCAGUUCUAACUUCACAGACAAAAGAGUUCUCAUCUCAGGGUUAGGUAACCCAAGAUCAGUCGUAGUGUAUCCAGCCAAAGGGUACUUAUUCUUUGCUGAUUGGCUGAGAGACUCCCAGCACUCUGCAUACAUUGCCCGAGCGCAUGGCAAUGGACAGAAUGUAACGCACAUUCGUGCUCAUGAACUGGGCUGGCCAAACGGCUUGUCACUGGAUUUUGAGGCUGAUCGUUUAUACUGGAUCGAUGCAUUCUUCGACAGAAUCCAGUCUUCAGAUUUGGAUGGGGGCAAUGAGCAGACGAUGUCAGGGGUGAUGCUGGCACACCCGUUUGGUAUCACCCUUGAUACAGAUUUUAUGUACGUGACGGACUGGCGAAUGAUGGCUCUGUUAAGGAUCUCCAAACAACCACCUCACAUCUCGAUCAGCAUCCGUAGUGGACUUUUCCGGCUUACUGAUGUGAAGAUCUAUGAUCCUGCCAGACAGACUAAACCAGGUUAUCACCCAUGUUUGAGGAGGAACGGCGACUGUUCUCACUUUUGUUUUCCUGUGCCUGGUGACCCCACAUCGCUGUAUGCGAAGACGGUUCAGAGACACUGCGGCUGUCCUUAUGGCAUGAAACUAGGGACAGAUCUGCGGACGUGUGAGGAAGACCCAGAGGAAACGCCCCUACCAGAGUGCCUUGGGUCGCAGUUUGAGUGCGCAAACAGGCGCUGUGUCCCGCAGCAGUUCAGAUGUGACCAAGACGACGAUUGCGGAGAUAAUUCAGAUGAGCAGGACUGCCCAGAAGCACCCACUUGUCAGAGCAGCCAAUUCACCUGUGCAAAUGGUAACUGUAUUUACACCAGAUGGCGCUGUGAUGGGGAUAAUGACUGCGGGGACUUUUCUGAUGAAAGAAAUUGCCCCAAUGUGACGUGUGGUGGGACGGAAUUCCGCUGUUCUAACGGCAUCUGCAUCUCACAGGGCUUUGUCUGUGACACGGAAAAUGACUGCGAAGAUGCCUCCGAUGAGGGCGAUCAGUGCGCCGAUCAUGUUUGUGUGGAUGGAUUCAUGCGCUGUGGAGAUGGGCGAUGCGUACCGGAACUACUUCGCUGUAAUGGCUUUGAGGAGUGUUAUGAUGGCAGUGAUGAGGCUGGCUGUCCACCAGUCAACUGCACAGGCCGUCGACAGUUCGGAUGUCACAAUGGCAGACAGUGUAUUCGCUCCACCUGGCACUGUGAUGGUUUCCCCGACUGUGCAGAUGGCACGGAUGAAACGGACUGUCCCAUUCGACCUGAAUCUCUCUGCUUCAAUACUGAGUUUAAGUGUGCACAGGGAGGAUGUAUUCCAUUGUCGUGGCAAUGUGAUGGUCAGCAGGAUUGUAUUGAUGGAUCAGAUGAACCUGCCACGUGUGAGCCACCCUCGUGUUCGGACGGUCAGUUCAGGUGUGAGAACGGACGCUGUAUCCCUCAUCACUGGAUGUGUGACGGAGAAGAUGACUGCGCUGAUGGGUCGGAUGAAGACACCAAACAGCUUUGUCCUCCACCUCCAUUCUUAUGUUCAGCCGACCAGUGGGAGUGUCCUGGAGGUCAACGAAUUUGCAUAAAUGAGACUCAAGUUUGCAACGGUCAAUCAGAUUGCCCCGGCGGCCAUGAUGAAAGCCCUGUUUGCAACAGUGAAUCCUGCAUGGCAGAUAAUGGGGGUUGCAGCUCCUUCUGUGUUCAGACACCAUUUGGAGCGGAAUGUCGCUGUCCUCCCGGAGAGGAGCUGAACGGAACCAAAGUCUGUGUUGAUGCCAAUGAGUGUGAGCCUCCUGGCGCUUGCAGUCAGACGUGCAUUGAUGAGAAAGGAACUUACAAGUGUGAAUGCACUUCAGGCUAUGAACUGUUACCAAAUGGGCACAGCUGUAAGGCCUACAGAAAUGUCAGCAUACCUCAUCUCUUUGUGGCUACAGGAGGCAUUCUUGUCCAAUCAAAUUUGGACGAGUGGUUCUUUACAGCCAAUCAGAUUCCAGGGAUGAGCAGCAUCACAGGGUUAGGGUACGACUCGGUGGACAAUUACAUUUACUUCACGGAUGUUCGUUCGAAAGGGAUUUUCCGCUGGCAGCCUGGGGAUGAGGGAAACUUGACACAGAUCAUAUCAUCAGGGAUCUCAAUGGUGGAGGAUUUAGCUGUGGACUGGGUGGGGCGUAACCUCUACUGGACAGAUUAUUUUCUUGAGACGAUAGAGGUCAGCAGUCUGGACGGGAGUCAACGUAGAGUGCUCUUCAGUGAGAAUGUGACCAACCCCAGAGCCAUUGCUGUGGAUCCCAGAGAAGGGGCUCAUUACAUGUUCUGGUCCGACUGGGGUCAACGGCCUCGUAUUGAACGAGCUGGUCUAGACGGAAGCGAGAGGACAGCUAUUGUAACCACAAAGAUUGCCUGGCCGAAUGGUUUGAGUAUUGACUACCCCACGAAACGGAUUUACUUUACUGAUGCGCGCCUGGACUAUAUUGAAUUUUGUAACUAUGAUGGAACAGACCGUCACCAAGUUAUAGCUAACGAUCAUUUCUUGCGUCACCCGCACAGCCUGGUGGUUUUUGAGGACUACGUCUACUGGUCAGACAGAGCCGCUAAGAACGUCCAGCGAUGUGAGAAAUUUAACUGUACUGACAAGAGCGUCGUGCUUGAGCGACUUCAGAGCCCAUUUGGCAUCAUUCUUCACCAUCCUAUGAGACAGCCCGAAUCUAGUUCUGGCUGCAGCAGCUCACCGUGUAGCCACCUCUGUCUGCUGUCCCCCAGUACACCUGGUUAUACCUGUGCGUGCCCUGUGGCGAUGAAGCUGGAUAGGACGGGGACUACCUGUGUAGCAGGCUUGAAUGACUUCCUUCUCUACCUUAAAACUGGUCAGAUUUUGGGUUUGACCUUGUCUGACCCUGACAGGGCGCCCAAUGCCUUUGUACCUAUAGUGGGUCUCCAGGCUCCAAUUGAUGUGGAUUAUGACAGUUUUACAGAAACCCUGUUUUAUGUGGAGCAAGCCGGCUCUACGAAUAAAAAUGCCACCAUCAAAUCAGUCAAGUUUGACGGCAGCCCUGCUGAUGGUAAUCUGUCACUGGUCUUCAGCACAGCGCCUCAUUCGCUAGCUUUUGAUUGGGUGUCCAGAAACCUGUACUGGAGCGAUCUCCAAUCAGGGACGAUAGAAGUGACGAGGAUUGAUGUACAGCAGCAUUAUCGUAAAGUCGUCCUUGACAACAGUGGAGGGCAGGGCGUGGCUAAAGCAUUAUCAAUACUUGUGGACCCUGUGCGAGGAAAACUGUACUGGUUGGAUCAAGGAGGCUCUGGAGGGGUACCAGCCAAAUUAGCAGCUGCAAAUCUCGAUGGUUCCGGGCCAGAGGUUCUGGCUCGCUACGAAAUUCAUCAGCAGGAAUAUCUGACGCUGGAUUCGAACUCGCAGAUUUUGUACUGGACGGACAGCUUUAUGCAAAGAAUUCAGCGAUUCGACAUCAAUGGCGGCUCGAUGAACUCUCUCUCCAUCACUGUGGCAACGCCCAAGGGGAUCGUGUUUUACAACAACAUGUUGUACUUCACUGAUAGUGUGUACGAGACAAUCUCCAAGGCUAAUCUCAGCUCCGGAUCUCAGGAGAUGAUUAAAGACAACGUUCGUGGCAUCAAUAAUCUGAAAUUAUUUACCAACAGACACUCGAGGGGUCAGUCCAAUGCCUGCUCCAGUAAUAACGGAGGAUGUCAACAGCUCUGUUUACCCAAUGGCACGAACUCGAGAACAUGCGCGUGCAGUACAGGGUUCAAGGUCAACCCAGAUGGAACGUGUUCGUCCUACUCCAGGUUCCUGGUUGUGGGACAGCAGCAGUCUGUGAAGGGCUAUGCUGUGUCUGACAACCCUCAACAGGCUGUCAACCCACCGGAGGCCAUGGUACCCAUCAGGGGGUCAGGUUUAAUUAUAGCAGAUGUAGAAGUUGAUGUGGGCUCGGCAUUUAUUUAUUGGUCAGAAGUUCAGGUGCAGAAUAAUGGCAUUCUGCGAAUAAAACCCGACGGAUCUGGUUUGGAGCGAGUCAUUUCAUCAGGAAAUAUGGGAAUCUCAUCGAUAGCUUUAGAUUGGGUGGCAGGGAAUCUGUACUUCAUCAAUGGCCGUGGCAUGGGGAUGUUUGUGGAGGUGUUACGACUAGAAACUGAUCACCGAUUGGUCAUUGCUGAGGAGUCGGAAAUGAGGCUGCACGCUAUUGCUGUUAAUCCAAUCAAACGCUUCCUGUACUGGACUGGCAUUGGUCAGCAACCCUCCAUAGAACGGGCUAACUUGGAUGGAUCAAACCGAACUGUGAUUGUGAGAAAUGGUAUAAACCAUCCGGUUAGUCUCACGGUGGACAUAGUGACCCACAGUGUGUACUGGACAGACUGGACAAUCGAUGCCAUACAGCGGGUGUCUUUCAGUGGAGGAAAUCGCCAGUACAUCCGCAGCAACUAUCCAGCUCUUACCGGAGUGGCUAUAUUUGGACAAAAUAUGUAUUGGAUUGAUAAAAAUCUUCAACAGAUUUUGAUGACGAGCAAAGAUCCGAGUUCCAUCCCCCCUACAGUGAUCAAGUCACAUAUGACCAGUCUGACGUCCAUUGCCUUGUUUGACACCUCUGUCCAACCAGCCCACACAAACCCCUGUUCUGCUAACAAUGGUGGGUGUGAUCAGCUGUGUUUUGUGCUGCCCAACGCCACACACCCGACAUGUGCCUGCGCCACAGGAUCCCUGCAGACGGACAAACGUACCUGCGGAGAUGUGAGGGAAUACCUGGUAUUUGCCACAGAAAAAGAUAUCCGAAGCCUCCAUCUGGACCCCGCCACUCCGGGUGUCCCUAUCCCCAGGGUUACAGGUCUUAACGGGUCUGUUGGUUUGGAUUUUGACUACGUGGACGGAUACAUCUACUUCACGGAGGUCAAGGGGAGGAAAGUCAGUCGUGUCAGACACGGGUCCACAGAGGUUCAGGAUUUCCUCGUGAACACAAAUAUCACUGGCUCUGUGACAUUGGGAUCUCCUGAAGGAGUCUCUGUGGACUGGGUGGGAAAAAAACUGUACUGGACAGACGGGAAACUUAACCGUAUCUUCUCUGUGGGAUUGGACCGUACUCAUGUGGUGACUCUGGGUGUGGCUGACCGCCCCAGGGCCAUUCUGGUGGACCCCUGCAGAGGGCACCUGUACUGGUCAGAGUGGGGAGCCACGCCAAGAAUCCAGCGUUCCACGAUGGCAGGAAACCUACGAGAGACAAUCGUGGGAGAGGACCUUGGCUGGCCUAAUGGCCUCACACUUGAUUACGACACAGACAAGCUGUACUGGGCAGACGCACAGAAAGAUCGUAUUGAGCGGUCAGAUCGUGAUGGAAGCUAUCGUGAAGUGAUAGUGGAGACAGCUGUCCAUCCCUACGCCAUCACCGUCUUUGGUCAUCACAUUUACUGGACCGACUGGAGGCUGCGUGGUGUGUACCGUGCCGAGAAACACACAGGUGCAAACCUGUUUGUCAUGGCUUCCAGGCUGCCGUAUCGACCAAUGGGAAUUCAGAUUUAUACGGGAGAGAGACAGCAGUGCACUGUAAACCCCUGUGAGGUGAAUAAUGGUGGCUGUUCCCACAGCUGUCAUCCCUCCCCCGGCGGUGGCACAGAAUGUACCUGUCCUUCUGUCCACAACCUGGUACUGGCCAGUGAUGGGAAGAGGUGCGUGCCCAACUCCAAUAACUGCACAGGGGAGCAGUUCAUCUGUGGCAACGGCCGCUGCAUUAGCCCUAGCUGGACAUGUGACCUGGACAACGACUGUGGGGAUGGAUCAGAUGAAAUCUCAGAACUUUGCGCCACUCGCACUUGUGCCCUGACUCAGUUCCGAUGCAACAAUGGCCGCUGUAUACCUCUUCACUUCCGCUGUGACCAUGACAACGAUUGCCGUGACAACACAGACGAGUUGGACUGUGAUUACCCUGCGUGUGGGGCUGGGGAGUUUACCUGUAGUAACCUCAGGUGUAUUGAUAUCUCACAGACCUGUGACGGUGUGGAUCACUGUCGAGAUGGCAAUAGGACAGAUGAGAUUGACUGUCCUGAACAGACCUGCCCACCUGGUCAGGUGCAGUGCCCCAAUAACAACAUCUGCUUGUCCAGACGAUGGCUCUGUGAUGGAGAUGAUGACUGUGGUGAUGGAUCUGAUGAAAGUCCAAUAUUCUGUCAGUCUGUUACCUGUCCGCCAGAGGACUUCUACUGCCCGACCAAUCACAAGUGUAUACCGAUGAGCUGGUACUGUGAUGGAGACGAUGACUGUGGGACGAGAGACGAUGAGCCGGACGACUGUAGGGCCAGUAACCGCACUUGUCCCUACAACCAGUACACCUGUGAUAAUGGACGAUGUAUCCCAACUCGUUGGCUGUGCGAUGGCGACAAUGACUGCGGGGAUGGUUCAGACGAACAUGAAAGGCACCAGUGCUCUUCUCCAACAUGCCCGUCCAACAAGUUUCGUUGUGAGUCCAAUGCUCGCAGAAACGUGUACCCUUGCAUCGACCAGCGUUACGUUUGCGAUGGUGAGAGAAACUGCAUGCAGGGCGAAGACGAGGAACAGUCGUGUCCGGAUCGACCCUGUGAUUCUAACGAGUUCAAGUGCGGGAACGGAUUGUGCAUCUCUGAUCGCUACGUGUGCGACCAGUACGACGACUGUGGCGAUGGUUCAGAUGAACACAGUAACUGCACCAUUCCCACGUGCUCACCUGACCAGUUUACCUGUAACAACAGCAGAUGUAUCUUCUCUAGCUGGGUGUGUGAUGGAGACAAUGACUGCAGGGACAACUCUGAUGAGGCCGAGGAACUCUGCUUGACACCGGAGCCAACAUGCCCGGGGAAUCAGUUUCGCUGUCAGGACGGACAGUGUAUCCCCUACCAGUUUGUGUGUAACAAACAGGCCGACUGUGCGGACAUAUCAGACGAGGCUCACUGUAAUAUAAAUGAGUGUGGCAGCGUAGAGGUGAAUCGCUGUGAACAGAGAUGUGUUGACACAGUCACCAGUUUUUACUGCGAAUGUGACAUGGGAUAUCGAUUGAUGUCAAACAGACGCACCUGUCGAGAUAUUGACGAGUGCACAGAGGUGCCAGGGGCCUGUACGCAGUUCUGCGUAAACGAGGUCAGUAAUUACACCUGCAAAUGUGCUGACGGAUAUCGCAAAGAGCCAGACGGAAGAACAUGCAAGAAGAUCGACCGAAUCACCCCUCUGGUCAUAUUCACAAACCGUUACUACGUUCGAGAAUUGUCCACAGAUGGACGUAGUUACAGGAGAAUUGCUCAAGGAUUUGAUAAUGUUGUUGCUUUGGAUAUCGACAAUACGGAAGGCAAAAUUUACAUGGUUGAUGCAAAGGCCAGGAAGAUCGUGCGAAUGACGAUUAAUGGCUCCGACAUAGAGACAGUUGUUAAACACGAUUUGCCUGGAGGUGAAGGACUGGCAGUUGAUUGGGUUGGAAGGAAACUGUACUGGGGUGACGGACUCAGAAGCGCCCUCUAUGUGUCACAGCUGAACGGGACCAGUCGUAAAACGCUGCUACGAGGGGGAAUUUUGUCCCGCCCUCGAGCAGUUGUUGUGGAUCCUGCCUCAGGCUACGCUUACUUUUCGGACUGGGGAUCCCGUGCCUUUAUCGGCAGGAUUGGUAUGGACGGCUCAAAUGCUACAAAGAUCAUUACGGACAAGAUGGUUUGGCCCAAUGCCCUAACCAUAGAUCACGACACCCAGAGGGUGUGGUGGGCAGAUGCUCACCUGGAUUACAUUGAAUUUGCGAAUGUCGAUGGCUCCAACAGACACAUGGUUCUGGAAAACACAGUACCCCAUCCGUUCGCAAUCACGGUGUUCGAGGAAUGGAUGUACUGGACAGACUGGAAUCACAUGACCGUGGAGAGAGCCAAUAGAUUUACAGGGGCCAAUCACAGCAUCCUGUACAACGUCACACAUCGACCGUAUGACAUCCACAUCUACCAUCCGCUGAUGCAGAGAGGACUACCAAAUCCCUGUGGCGUGAACAAUGGGGGUUGUUCCCACCUGUGCCUCAUUGCCCCUGGUGGAAUGACGUAUACCUGCGCCUGUCCGGACUACUUCAUCAUUGCCCCUGAUCAGAGUACCUGUAUAGCUAAUUGCUCUCAGAGCCAGUUCAGGUGUGGCGUAACUGAUGACAGGUGUAUACCUGAUGUUUGGAAGUGUGACGGUGACGAAGAUUGCAAGGAUGGAUCAGACGAACCUGAUGAUUGUCCAGUGCGUCAUUGCCCCAGGGGUCAGUUCCAGUGUGAGAACCUCAACUGUACAUACUCGUUCAACGUGUGCAACCUGAACGAUGACUGUGGUGACGGUUCAGAUGAACGAGACUGCGAGCUGCGACAGUGUGAACCAUGGCAGUUCAAGUGUGCCAAUCACAAGUGUGUGCCACGUGGUUGGAUGUGCGAUAGUGAAGAUGACUGUGGGGAUAACAGCGAUGAACCUGCAACGUGUGCUAAUCGCACAUGUGGCGCACAGGAAUUUGCAUGUCGCAAUGGACGUUGUAUCCCACAGACGUGGAAAUGCGAUGUGGACGAUGAUUGUGGAGACAACUCUGAUGAAGAUUCGAGUCUUAAUUGUGGAACUCAGACCUGUGCAGAAGGCUGGUGGCAUUGCCAAGGUAACUACCGCUGUGUCCCCGCCUGGGCGCUCUGUGAUGGUGCUGAUGAUUGCCGGGACAACUCCGAUGAAGCUCAAGAAAACUGCCCGAGUUGUCACCCGACGGGAGAUUUCACCUGUGCCAACAAACGCUGCAUCCCCAGAAGGUGGCUGUGUGACUUUGAUGACAACUGCGGCGAUAAUUCUGACGAAAACCCUGUUAUUUGUGCAAACCUUUACCGAAACUGUUCUGAAUCGGAGUAUCGAUGUGACAACCAGAAAUGUAUCCCCGACAAGUGGCGUUGUGACCACGACAACGAUUGUGGUGAUAGCUCAGAUGAGAAGAGUGAUUACUGUAAAGAUCAGCACCAGUGCCAGUCAGACCAGUUCCAAUGUCAGAGUGGACACUGCAUCAGCAAGAAGAAUCUCUGUGAUGGCUGGAGGGACUGUCAAGACAGUUCUGAUGAGUUAGACUGUCCAACGCGCUUCCCUGGGGGCCGAUACUGCCCCGCUAACAAGUUUGAGUGUGGCAAUAAGCUGUGUAUUCCGAGAGAAUGGCGCUGUGAUGGGGACACCGACUGCGAAGAUGGCUCAGACGAAAGACCUGCGGUUUGUCAGGAGAUUGACUGCCCCGAAGAAACACGCUUCCGCUGCGACAACUUUAAGUGUAUUCCAAGAUGGCGUCUGUGUGACAAAGUGGACAACUGUGGAGAUGGCUCUGAUGAAAAUAACCAUGAUUUGUGCUUACCUCCCCUUAGAGAGUGUACAGUUAACGAAUAUAAGUGUCUGAACAAUCAGUGUGUGGCCACCAACAAAGUUUGUGAUGAAGUGGAUGACUGUGGAGACAGCUCUGAUGAAAAUGGAUGCCAUAAGAAUGGACCGCGUUCGAGUUGCGUUGAAGAGAAUGGCGGUUGUGAACAGAACUGCACAAAUCUGCCAGCAGGGGGCUACGUGUGCUCAUGUAACCAGGGCUAUACCAUCUCAUUGGACGAUAGGAAGUCAUGUGACGAUGUGGAUGAGUGUGCCUCUUGGGGUAACAAUUGCCCGCAGCUGUGCCACAACCUGAAGGGCACCCACAAGUGCCAGUGCGCCCCGGGGUUUGUGGAUCUGUCACGGCGUGGAGUUAACUGCAUGGCUACAGGUUUUUCUGCGGCUCUUCUCUUUUCUAUGGGCAAUGAAAUCCGUCAGUACAGAGAACAUGGCAAGCAGUACACCAGUGCUGUAUCAUUUGGCCGGCGCAUUCAGGCCAUUGACACAGAUAAUCUGCGCAACUUCCUCUACUGGGUAGACUCUUCAACCAAUCAGAUCCAGAGGACAUACCUGCCUAGCACACCUGACCUGGGCACCGGGGAGCCCCAAGAACUGGAGCUGUCUGCAGUGGGCAGGGUGGAGGAUAUCGCUAUAGACUGGGUGGCCAGAAAUAUAUAUUGGACUGACUCCCAAAGACGUACAGUUUCCGUGGCAACAGAUGAUGGGCGCUAUAUGAAAUCUUUGAUCAUGACAGACCUGACCUCUCCGUACGCCAUUGCUUUGAAUCCACGAUUAGGCCUGAUGUACUGGACAGAUGUCAGCAGUGUCUCCCCUAGAAUCGAAUACUCAUGGAUGAACGGAGAACAGCGGAAGGUUUUGAUUGGAUCGCAGUUAGGACGCCCCACAGGUUUGGCCAUCGACUACCACAUGUACGACAGAGUGUACUGGUGUGACUCGAAAGAAAACAGGAUAGAAUCCAUGAAGUUUGACGGCACGGAUAGAGUGGUCAUACUGAGUCAAGGUCUGUAUAACCCAAUCAGCAUGGACGUGUUUGGAGGACAUAUGUACUGGUUGUCACAAGAGAAGGGACAGCUAUGGAAAAUGGACAAGUUUGGGAGAGGCGUGAACGUGAGCGUCCAGGCGUACCUGCUGCUGCCGUCAAGCAUAAAGGUCUAUCAGAAGAACAGAUAUGAUAUCUCCAUUAAGAACAGAUGUUCCACUGACAAGAUGUGCAGCCAUUUAUGCCUGCUCAUCCCUGAUGGAUCAAAAUGUGCAUGUCCCGAUUACAGUGACUUUGCAGAUGAGAACCACUUCCAAUGUGAUGCCGCCAAUGAGCUGCCUCUGCCCUUGCCACAGUUUUGCCGACCAGGCUGUAAGAACGGAGGCUCCUGCAAACACGGUCCAAACAGCACCUACAGCUGUGUCUGUGUCAAAGGUUUUUAUGGCAAACAGUGUGAACAUACAGAGCCGGAGAAGCUUGUGUCACAGUUCAGAUCAUCAAAAUUAGCAGCCAUUGUGGUGCCUGUUGUUAUCAUCGUGCUUGUUGUGGCACUGGUGAUAGGAGGCAUUUUACUGGUCAAAAAGAAAGGGACACAGCUGAGCUUUCUGCGUAAGAGUGGCGCAGGAGAGUUCCGGGUGGGGUCCCCUGGGAUGGUAUCUUACAGAGAGGGCGAGUCCGUCCAGAUCGUCACACCCUCAGCGUUCUCUUAUGACAAUCCACACCAGAUCGAACCUAAUCAGUUUAAUUCGGUGCCGAAUGUCGAGGGCGGUGCCACAGACACUGAGCAGCCGACGCAGUUUUCUAACCCGAUACUCUAUAGUUAUCGAGACUCUGGCGUUGCUGAUACACCGACGAUAUCAGAGGAGUCGAUAACUGAUAUGGACCCUCCACUUGUUCACGUGGCUAGCAAAGACUCUGGUAUCGAGGCGAAUAAAGUUGAAGAGGAGAUACGAAUACCCCCACGUGCGCUGGAUCCGGUGGAUUAUGAAACAGACGCGGAUACAGCUGGGCUGGUGAAACAAGGAAAAUUAUGAAGCUUUCAUUAUUGUCAUUGGAAUGGAUUGAGGUUUUUAGCGCUAAAAAUAUUCUGAGGGGAGUGAGAUAAUCAAAUAUAUUUCUUAAAGAUUCUCGCUAUUCGGAUAUUGAAAAUGUCAGGAGUUGUAAUUAGGGUCCUGAGAUUAAUUUGAGCUUCAAGCUCAGUUUAUACACGCAUCUGCCAGUUUAAACACGCAUCUGCCAGUUUAAACAUGCAUCUGCCAGUUUAAACAUGCAUCUACCAGUUUAUACAUGGAUCUACCGGUUUAUACACUGAUCUACCGGUUUAUACAUGCAUC